Molecule: messenger RNA, 186 nt
Organism: Entrophospora candida
Lineage: Eukaryota; Fungi; Glomeromycota; Glomeromycetes; Entrophosporales; Entrophosporaceae
Source: the annotation of a GenBank genome assembly
GAUUCUAACAGGCAAGAAGUUGAUUUUGUUGCAAUGAACAAUAAACGUAAAUGGUUGUUUGGAUGGAUGGGCAAAUCUUUGGGCGCUGGAAAAUCAUUCAUCAUAAAACUUUGUGCUCACCACGACUUACCAAUUCGAGUUAAAGCAACAUUCGCAGUUCAUCGCAAAGGUGCACAAAUGAACUGA